Sander lucioperca (pikeperch) is the source of this 2018-nucleotide messenger RNA. RefSeq names its product tetratricopeptide repeat protein 24. The record is from RefSeq and is a predicted model, not a curated record. The coding region runs from base 277 to 1863 and encodes 528 amino acids. NCBI's taxonomy places the organism in Eukaryota, Metazoa, Chordata, Actinopteri, Perciformes, Percidae. The transcript is spliced from 14 exons. Gene Ontology annotation, molecular function: protein binding.
UUAACUAAACUAAAGUAAACUAACAGGUUGCUUUAAAGGAACUCCUUACUUCACAGGUCACACUCUCUGUCCGUCACAUUGUUUAUUUACUUUAUUCUCUUCUUUACUUUUUGUUUGUUUCAGUGUUGCCAUGGCAACGGAGUCAACAACAGUGACAGCCACGUAUCUAUGCAUUCAGCAGGAGACGAAAACAUCUUACAGCUCAAUAUGGAGGAACUACAUCUUUAUCUUCUCCUGGUAACAACUGCGUCCAGGUGAGUCAUCCUGCAGGUCGUCAUGGCGACUGCUGCGUCUGCUCCAGGUGAGGAUGAGGUGAAGCUGAAGAAGAAGAGGAAGAAGAGGAUGAAGGACAUCGAGGAGUUAACGUCUGCGGGACACAGAGCUCUGCAGGACGGACGCUCUGAAGACGCUCUGAGCUGCUUCAACAGCGCUCUGAAGGCUGCAGCACAGCUGCAGGACUCCCGAGUUCUCGGGGCCUGCUCCUUUAACCUCGGCGCCGCCUACGUGGAGGCGGAGCAGCCGGAGAAAGGUUUGGUCUUCCUGCGUCAGGCUCAGCCCGGGCCGAAGGCUGACCGGCUCCCGGACCUGCAGUUCAACCUGGCCCUGGCCCACAAUGCACUGGGGCAGAGACGAGAGGCUGCCGCCUACUUCCUGCAGGCCGCUCAACUGUACCGAUCUCAGGGAGACGGACGCAGCGAGGGAGACGCCUGCAUGGAGAUGAGCCGCUGCUACAGCACAGACAAGGACUGGCGUCUUGCCUCUCAGAGUCUCCUACGCGCUGCAGAGAGCUACAGAGUGGCGGCCAUGUUGGAUUCUGCAGCCGCUGCCCUCAAAGAGGCGGCAAGUCACAUGAUCCAAUCAGAUCAGUUCAGCCGUGAUGACAUCAUCAGCGUGCUGACAGAGUGUCUGAGUUUGACAGACAGCAUCACUGACCCAAGGAUUCUGGGUGAGCUGUACCUGUGCGUGGGCGUGUCUUACUGCCGGCUGCGGUGUUUCCAGGAGGCCGUGGCGUGCCUGCAGCGAGCCCUGAGCCCUGCAGCUCAGCAGCCCCCCCUGCUGGCCAGAGUGCUGCACAACCUGGGAGCCGCCCUGAACUCGGCCGGCCGCUUCCCCGCCGCCGUGGGCUACCACCGGCUGGCUGCCGGGCUCUACGGCUCCCUGGGUUGCCGUGGGGACCAGGCCCGUUGCUUCAGUAACUUGGCGUUUGCCUGCAGUCAGCUGGGAGACGAAGAGGAGGCAGCAGAGAGCUUCAUCCACGCUCUGCAGGGCUUCAGAGACACCGAGGACCACCUGUCUGAGGUUCAGGUGUGUGAGUCGUUAGCAGAGUGUUACCUGAAGCAGAGGAAGCAGCAGAAAGCUGUUCAGCUCUACAAACAGGCUCUGACGGCCCUGUCUCACUGCCAGGACAGUUCUGGUUCAGUUCGGGACCGUCUGGUGGAGCGUCUGACUGCAGCUCUGCAGCACGAUCUGCAGAGGCCACGCCCACUCAGACCACCUGUCAGGAGGAGUGACAUCACUCAGAGUCCAGGCUCAGCGUCCAAUCAGCAGCCAGAAGAUCAGAGGGGGGCGGGGCCAGGAUCACAGCUGGAGGCCGCAGGCAGACAGGAAGCAGCAGAGCAUUGUGGGUCAGCAGGAGGCGGAGCCACUGAGGAACCUGAAUACAUGAGCAUGGUACCUGGACUACACAGGUCAGAGCGGUCGGAGGAGCUGCAGAGCAGUGAGCUGUGUUCUGACAGAGAGAACACUGACAGUGACACCUCAUUGGUUCAGGAGGCAGAGGCCCCGCCCACCAGCCCAGGUGACAUCAGAGAGGCCCCGCCCCCUGCAGCCAGGUGGAGGUCUCGGUUCUGUUCCCUGAUGUAGAGAGACAAACAAUGUUCAACAGCCGUCCAAUCACAGUAGAGGAGGGGCGGGACAAAGAACAACCAUCAACAACAAUGGAUGACAACGUAUAUUAGUGUCCUGUCUACCUGCGGCAGGCUGCAGCCUUCCUUCAUCCAGAGAAAGCUCUGGAACAU